Messenger RNA from Pseudozyma flocculosa PF-1, 1674 nucleotides. RefSeq lists its product as uncharacterized. The coding region runs from base 1 to 1674 and encodes 557 amino acids. Gene Ontology annotation, molecular function: hydrolase activity, acting on ester bonds. The record is from RefSeq and is a predicted model, not a curated record. Lineage: Eukaryota; Fungi; Basidiomycota; Ustilaginomycetes; Ustilaginales; Ustilaginaceae. Gene Ontology annotation, cellular component: endoplasmic reticulum membrane. The transcript has a single exon. Gene Ontology annotation, biological process: GPI anchor biosynthetic process.
AUGACGGCUCCCCGUCGCGGGCCCGCCUUCGACCGCCACACGCCACGGCAUCGUCCCGCAUCCCAGCACCGCCGUAGGACAAGGCGUGGCCACCGCACCAGCGCAUCCUUGCCAUGGCACCACCUCACCCUCCUACUGCUCGUCGGCAUCCUCUGCCUCGUCCCCCGCCCGGCGCUGGCAUCCCAAGGAGACCGCUCACCAGAGUACAAAGAUUGCGUCGCCUCGUGCACAGCCGACCUGUGCCGCGACCACAUCGACGACGGCGUCCUAACGGCGCACCGCCUGCCCUGGAUCCUCCGCGUCACAAAGUGGACCUGCGAGGACGACUGCAAGUACCACUGCACCCACAUGGUCACAAACGACGCAGCAGCGCGCGUACAAAAGAUCCGCCUCGAUGCACAGCACGCAGCCGACGUCAUGGUCCAGGCAGGUACCCUCUCGGCCUCGUCGUCCUCGGCAAAGGCCCAAGAGAUGGUCGAGGAGCGCCUGGCACAGCUGCGGCCUGUACAGAAGCAGAUGGUCCAGUACCACGGCAAGUGGGUCUUUGUGCGCUUCCUCGGCGCCCAGGAGCCACUCAGCGUCAUCUUUAGCCUGCUCAACCUCCGCGUCCAGCUAAAGGCGCUCCUCAUGUUCCGCAAGCAGCUGCCCGACGCCUUCCCGCUCAAGCUCGUCUACAUCAUCCACACCCUCAUCAGCAUCAAUGCCUGGCUCUGGUCGGCCGUCUUCCACACCCGCGACAAGCACUUCACCGAAAAGAUGGACUACUUCAGCGCCGGCGCCGUCAUCCUCAGCGGCUUCUUUUUCAGCGUCUGCCGCCUCUUCCGCCUGUCGCCGGGCACCGCGGGCUUCCGCGUCCUGCAGCGCUCGUGCGUCGCCGCGCUCGCGCUCCACAUCCUCUACCUCUCCGUCGGCCGCUUCGACUACGCCUACAACAUGACCGCCAACGUCUGCGUCGGCCUCGCCCACAACGCCCUCUGGCUCAUCUACUCGUUGCGGCCCUCGACCUUCCCGAGCAACGUCAUCGCCGACCGUUCGGCCGCCUCGCGUGCGGCGUUGCGGGCGUCGAAGCCGCCAUCCGCGCUCGCGACGCCCAACGGCGGGUCGACACCGCCCGUCCCCGUUGUGACGAGCAUCGGACCGCCGUCGUCGUCGCUGCGCGCCCGCCGGCGGCUGCAGCUGCUGCUGGGCCUCAUGACGGCGGCGGCGCUGCUCGAGGUGCUCGACUUCCCGCCCAUCCUCCGAUUCCUCGACGCCCACUCGCUCUGGCACCUGGCCACGGUGCCCAUCAGCGAGAUGUGGUACCGCUGGCUGGCCGACGAUGCGCGCGAGUGCGUCAGCACGGGGUGGUGGCUCGGCGACGCGCUCCAGGCGCCCGACGUGGCCAAGCACGCCGCCACGGCGCUCGGGCAGGCCCGCGAGUGGGCCAGCGACCGGCUCAAGGGGCGCGCGGCGGUGCUGGCGCAGAACAUGGAGCUCAACGCGCUCACGGCCAAGCUCAACGACCUCGCCAACCGCGCGGGCUUUUCGGGCAGCGGCGUCGGCGGCGGCCUCGGCGGCGGGACGAGGGCGGAUACGGCCAGCUCGACGGGCAUCGAGCUGGGCACCGCGCCGACGGGCAUGACGGAACGCGAGAGGGAAAAGGCCAGGGAGCUCGGCGAGCGCGCCCGCGUCUAG